This is a messenger RNA of Raphanus sativus (radish), 1632 nucleotides long. RefSeq lists its product as uncharacterized. The record is from RefSeq and is a predicted model, not a curated record. The transcript is spliced from 3 exons. Bases 255 to 965 code for a protein of 236 amino acids. Gene Ontology annotation, molecular function: protein binding. Lineage: Eukaryota; Viridiplantae; Streptophyta; Magnoliopsida; Brassicales; Brassicaceae.
ACGGGAACUGACAGAACUUAAAGUGGCUUUUGACAAUGAACUGUUCGUUUGUACACGACCAUAAACGUGUCCGAAAGUGAACAUCUCUUGUCUUCCCUCUCUCUUCUUUUGACUAAAACCUAAACAAACAAACAAAAAAAAAGAGUUGACUUUUCAAUUCUCUCUCCAGUAGCUGCUGGCUGUAGCUCCACACUCGCACAACCACAUGUAUACCUGAAAAAGCGAAACAAGAAACCUCUCAAUCUUUUCCACAAAUGACGGAACCGCCACCAGGUAUCGACAACGGAGGCGUUCCCCUUUCGCUUACGUCAACCUCAGCGGAGGUUACCGCCGCCGCCGGAUCGAAACGAUCCAGGAGACCGAGCGUUCGAUUAGGCGAAAUCGGCGGCGAGCAUCACCACCUCGAUUCCCAGGGGAGGAAACCCAAGUGGAACAAGAAAGAUACGAUCAAACCGUCGACCAAGACUCGGGCUUUAACGAAUUUGAGUUCUGGGUACGAGAAUCUCGGAGCCCUCGAUGAUGACGAGAGAGUGGGAAAUGUGGAUCCUUUCGGUGUCGGGAGCUGGCGGGUCAAGAAACGGGUCGGGUCAGCGGCGAAGCGGGUACGAUCCAAUUGGGUAUCGAGAAAUGGCGACGAAUCAGGAGGUGAGUUUAGGGAUUUCAGUAGACAAGACUCGGAGAGUCCAUUAAAAGAAGAGUCUUUAGUUAGAGAUGGCAAUAGUAGUGGGAACAGGGAGUUUGAGUUGUCUAUGGAGGGAGGAGGAGGAGGAAGAGAAGGGGUGAAGAUUUGGUUGGAAGAGUUAGGGUUAGGGAGAUAUUGGCCAGUGUUUGAGAUACAUGAGGUUGAUGAUGAGGUUUUGCCUUUGUUGACGUUGGAUGAUUUGAAAGAUAUGGGGAUUAACGCCGUUGGGUCUAGGAGGAAGAUGUUUUCUGCCAUCCAGAAACUUGGUAGAGACUUCUCAUGAUAGUUGGGGAGAGGAAAAAUGGUUGUUGUUUUAGUUGGUGAGAUAGUCAAGUCAGGUCAGGUCAGCCAUGACAAUCAUUGGCUACAGUAGUAGUAGAGGUAGAAGUGGCAAAAAGAAGAAGAGUUUGGAGUAAGAAGGUGGUUUUUACUCGUUGAUAUCUCUCUUUACUUCACUUGAGCUGAUGGUCUUGAGGAUAAGGGAACUUGCAAUAGAGGAGUUUGAAGGAGAUGAAACUAGACGGUUUCAGUCUAGCUUUUUGAUUAGCAUUUAGCUUAUCUCAAUAUGUAGAAACAGGAGCAGGAAAAUAUUUGAUUCCGGUAAGGUCACCUACUUUGCUUAUAACCUGUCAUACAUCAUAUGCAAAGAAUGUUUAUUAGAGUUUGGAUCUAUAACACAUCAACCUCUGGGGCUUGGAAUGCAAGAUGUUUACCUCUAAGGCUUUAAUAAGAUCUGGUUUGGAAUGAGAUGCGGAUAUGCAAAUACGAGCCCUUCCUAGCAUUAGAGGUGUAGCCGGGAAACCGACCACGGCGAUUGCAACCUGUUCAUAGGCUUUCAUAUUUUCUUAAUAGUUUGCUCUCUCUCUCUUAUAUAUGUGGAAGCAAAAAAAAAUAAGAAACUUACAUUUUCUCGCAAGCAUUCCCUAGAGAAGGCAGGGAUUUUAGCUGGA